AUGCAAACAGGAAAGAUUUUUGUAAUGGAAGAUCUGUGCUUAUCGGAACGUCGGAGACUUAUGGAUUUCGGAAAUGAACAACGAAUUUCUCCUAGGGUUUAUCAGUUAGCCCAAAUAGUUUAUCGAGAGUUCGAGAUCAUGAGAAAUAUUUGUGGUGAAUCCACCUACGGAAGACUAGUGCCUAUUGUUAUCAGUAUCCUAGAAGAAAUGGACAUUUUGGUUCUCGAAAAGCAGAAAUUGGAUCUCGACUUAAAUCUCUUAACUGCUGAAAAGAAUGAUCUUUCUGUAGAGCUAUGUCGUCAAAAAGAACUUUAUUCAGCCUCAAAAAGGCAUAUCCACUGUUUAGAAGAUGAACUUCUUGGGAUGAAAAAAGAAACAGAUAAAAAACUAGAGGAGUUGGAAGAGACUCUUAGACAUUAUAAACUUAUAUCUAAGAAUGCUAAUGAUCACAUUUUCAGACUAGAAGAAAGAGAACAAAAUCUUAAAUCAGAAUUAUCUGCACAAAAUGAAAGAUACACAAAACUACUUAAAAUUUAUGUGGAUUAUAUAGAAACAAAUAGUUUAUCGAUGUCAAACCAUGAUAUUGAAUCAGGAACAGUAUGUGUAAGUCAUAAGAUGGACGUGAAAUUGAACGAUGCAGUGCUGAAAUCGACAGCCGAUACACUUUCUCCAGACGGUGGUUCACAUCUAAAUCCGGGGGAGUUCAAUUGUUUUCUAAAUAAGGAUGUCGAAAAUCAUCCGAACAUCGGUGUUGAGUUAACAAAGUAUGAAGCUGACGCAAAGACUUCAGCGCUGCUUGAUGAUGCUCUAAAACCUAAUGACCGUACCUCUUCUUUCAUUGACCUUUAUCAAGACACCGUGGAUUAUGAGACAGCUCUGGAAUCAGUUUCCGUCGUGGGACAAGUAGAUGAUGCUGAUGAUAUCGUUCCCGUUUCAGAAACACUUGAAGUCAGUGAUACUUCUUUAGGCAUGAUGAAAGAAGUUGAAAAGUUAAUUAAAGAGAAUACUGAUUUGUAUGAGACAAAAAACGCUCUAAACGUUUUAAAGGAUGACCUCAUUCGAAAACUAGACGAAGUUACUGGGGAGAAAGCCUUGUUAAUGCAAGAAGUUCAUGGCAUACGUAUGGAUCGAGACAAUAUUAAAUCUGAAGCUAAUCGUCUAUCACGUUUGGUUUAUGAAUGUCGUGAUCAAAUAUCGAGUUUAACUGCUCGUCUUAAAGUUUACGAAGAUGUCAAUGAAGCUGAUGGGCAUUCAUCUAAACUAUCAGUGGCACCAGUACAGCAAUCCAAAUCUUGUUGGACUUUAAAUACUGUAGAUUGCAUUGAAGAUACAAAUUAUCCAUCGAAACAUCGUAAUAAAUCUUUAGAUAACUUAAAUAGUAUUUCGCCAGAGAAUACUUUAACUAAAAAUGAAAACGAUGGUGAUGCAUCUAUUUCUAUGAAAAGAGUGACCAAAUUUGGCGAAGCUUGUUUCACUAAACGAGAAAUGGCACGCGUAAUAGCGGAGCGUAAUAGCUAUAAAGAAAGAUUCUUGGAAUUACAAGAUGCAGUGCGUUUAGCGGAGAGGCUUCGAGGAGAACGUGACUCUCGUUUUCAACAAGUAUCAAUGAAUAAUAAUUAUGAACGGUGUGUCCAAAAGUCUCCUAGUGUCUCUGAAUCUUUCUUUUCUGCCGUUCAAUCUGGUUUAAAUGAACUGUUUUCUAAUUUUGACCAAGCAGUGCCUUUAGCCUCCGUUUUGCCUUCAGAAGCUCAGUGUUACGGUCCAUUUCCACUUGAUAGUCAUAGCUAUUCCCAGCCACCACACCAAAAGGAACAUACAAAUACUUUAGGUGCUAGAAGGAAGAAUUCUGUUGGACUAAGAAGCAUGUUUAGCAGGUUGUUUGGCUAUGCAGUUGCUUACAGUACUGACGCAAGUAUCGGUGUUGGUCAUGAUCUAGUCGUUGGUCUGGGUAGCCAAUCUUUAUCCGAUGAAAUUAUGUCUAAAUCACAACAAAUUAAGCACCAUUCAAAUCACCAAUUGUGUACUAAACACCACCGAAAUUCAAUAUCACAAAUGUCUGACAGCACUAAUAGUACAUUAUCUAUUUUAUCAUCUCCAAGUCACCGUGAUGGUGAUAAUAAUGAUAAUAAUAAAAAUCCUAAGGAACCUUCCUCGCUUCGUACACAGCUGUCCAUGGAUUCUCCACCUUGCACGCCUACAAAUGAAGUUACACAAUGCUAG
Trichobilharzia regenti is the source of this 2220-nucleotide messenger RNA. Lineage: Eukaryota; Metazoa; Platyhelminthes; Trematoda; Strigeidida; Schistosomatidae. The record is from the annotation of a GenBank genome assembly.